This is a messenger RNA of Aspergillus alliaceus, 3386 nucleotides long. RefSeq lists its product as uncharacterized. Gene Ontology annotation, molecular function: sequence-specific DNA binding; DNA-binding transcription factor activity. The transcript has 2 exons. Lineage: Eukaryota; Fungi; Ascomycota; Eurotiomycetes; Eurotiales; Aspergillaceae. Bases 552 to 2936 code for a protein of 794 amino acids. Gene Ontology annotation, biological process: regulation of DNA-templated transcription. The record is from RefSeq and is a predicted model, not a curated record.
UUUUUCUUCUUUUUUCUGUAUUCCCUUGCGCCAGUCUAUCAGCCCUCCACCCACCGCCGCAGUAUCCGUUCCUGGGAAAGUGUCGCUUACAAGCACCCGCCUCAUCUAUCAAUUUCAACACGGCUAAACAAUUGGGCCCCAAUUCUCCCUUGUUCCUACUAGUCGGGCUUGUCGCCGGCCUGCUAUUCGAUUGGCCUUGACCCUUGUGAUUGCGGUUUACCGCCCCGCGUGUCGCGUCCCUAUAUCGAUAUACUGCUCCGCCGUCGUAAAACUUCUCUCCGAGUGUUCACAGUUUAGCCCGAAUAAGACCGCGCUAGGCUGAAGCCCUAUAUACGAUUCUUUGCGCUGUUGCCGUUCUGUUCAGUUUCGAGCCGCGUCGCGCCGUCCAAGUUCCCCGCUAGAGCUCAGCCUUGGCCGGAAAGACCAUUUGAAGGACGCUCCUGACUAGGUAUCAGAUUUCACUGCCUUUCUACGCAUCUUCAACAAACGAGUUACGGAUAGAAAAAAGCAGCCUUGCUCUCAAUCAGCCAGACAUUACCAUAUUGUCUGCCAUGAGUCCCCAAGGCAUGACGACCCGCAAAAGACCUGCUCCCGGUACUUCUCCUGUCGUCCAUCCACAGCUUGGCCCGAUCUCUAGCUACCCUCAAAACUCUGGCGCUCAACUCUCAAACGACCAGUUCUUGCAAUGGGGCCAAAAUCCUUCCUCGAAUGUCGUCAACCCACCCUCCUUUCCAGAUACGAACUCAUACGGCGCUACAGCCUAUACUUCGAGUCAAGAUGCGCCAGCAACUACGGCCACUGCAUCGACACAGCUCACACGUAGGCAAACACCAAACCAGUUGGUUAGCCGGAAUCGCGGAUACGAACAGACGCCAACCCCGUUCUCUGACCAAGGGAGUAAUGCUGGAGAAAAUGGGGUUUGGGGGGAGAGUUUGGAUGAGCUCUAUCAACGAGCACUGGUUGCGAAGAGGGAGGUACAGGCAAAGAGGAAACAAAUCCCUCCAUUUGUCCAGAAGCUAAGCAGUUUUCUGGAUGAAUCGAAAAAUACGGAUUUGAUUCGGUGGUCCGAUGAUGGAAACUCCUUUAUCGUAUUGGAUGAGGAUGAGUUUGCAAAGACUCUGAUCCCGGAACUUUUUAAGCAUAACAAUUACGCUUCCUUUGUCCGCCAGCUGAACAUGUACGGAUUUCAUAAAAAGGUAGGGCUUUCGGAUAAUUCGAUGCGCGCGAGCGAAAGGAAGAAUAAGAGCCCUAGCGAGUAUGCAAACCCGUACUUUAAACGUGGCCAUCCUGAGUUACUCUGGUUGAUACAAAAGCCCAAGAAUACACCAGGACAAGGAAGCAAGUCAGGGAAGAUCAAUGUGCGCGUGAAAACCGAAGACGUGGAUGAACAUGACAAUGAUGACUAUGAUGAUGGUUCCGGAGCACGAGACGACCGAUCCCGGAGUCGACAGCUAUCUUUAGUUCAGGGGAGCGUUAUGCCGAAGGAUCAGCUUGCGGGGGUAUACCGGGAAUUGCAGGCCAUUCGCCAACAACAACAAGUCAUCUCCAACACAAUUACCAAACUACGGAGAGAACACGAGCAACUCUAUGCACAGGCCGCCAAUUUCCAGGAACAGCACACACGCCAUGAGAAUUCCAUCAAUGCGAUCCUCACUUUCCUUGCCACUGUAUACAAUCGCAGUCUUCAGGGACCGGAAGGGCCUCAAAACCUCGUCAACUCUUUUGCUGGGGCGAUAUCACAGGACCAAGCUAACGUAGUCGACAUGGGAGACGACUAUUCGCUGAGCACCUUAGGUGCUCCACAUAUCAAUAGCCCCGGCGGACCGCGAACUAUGAAGAAACAGCCGCUGCUUUUGAAAGCCGCACCGUCGGAGCGUCAAAGUCGCGCGGCAACCCUCUCACCAGCCACUACAGCGUUCGAUGGCUCACAAUCGCGGGGCCAUGCUCGCCACCCGAGUGCUCCUCAGUCCGGUCAUGUUGAGGAGGUCUUCGAUAGCAGUCCUCGGCCGAAAGAGGCACAGCCGCCUCCAACUCAGCAGUUCCCUCAGCGGGACAUCAUGUCCGUUAUUCAAAAUUCUAAUGCACGCAAUGGGGUCCCCACGAGCUUUGCCGACUUCCCUAACGUUCUGUCGUCGCUGGAAACAUCCAACGGCAACGUUCCGCUUACUCCAAACCAGCGCGCGGAUAUGCUCCGUCUCAUGGCCAACGAAACCAGUCCGGGCGACUCCAACGUGCCCGUGUCCCAGAAUAACGCUCUGAUGACGCCCACGCCACCGCCAAUGCCGCUCGGCUAUUCCAAUCGCCUUGCCAACACCCGCGCGGAGAUUGACAACCUCGUCAAAAUGCAGGCUGAACAGGACCGUUCGGUUCAGAACUUGACCAACCUCCUACAGCCGCUUAGCCCAACAGGCACAAUCCCCGGCAUGGUAACAGGUGAUGGAAGUGUUCACCCUCCCCCAUUGGACCUCGAUCAGAUCUUCAAUAACGACUACUUUACCGAUAUUGCGGAUCUCGAGAAUAAUAAGAAUAAUUUGGACUUCGGAAAUACGGCGACUUCGGUGCCAGCUCCUGUAGCGAGUGAGCCUGUCACCACGGAUGCAGAGGAUAGUGUAAUCAAAGAUGGGAACGAUCUGUUUGAUUUUGACCAUAUUCCCGAUAACGGCGACCUUUUCGACGGGCCAGAACAGCAGCAGAACCCUGGUUUCUAUAACGGCUACGAUGGCAGUGGCUUUAAUAGCACGAUAAAUCCGAAUUCCGGCGCAGCAGACACACAGUUUCCUCCUGGCCGAAUCAUCGAGACUCUCACCGAUAGCGAAGCGACCAGUCCUAGUAACACCGUGGACGAGCCUACACAAUAUGGCGGCCCUCAUGGGGGUAAAGAUUUUCAGGGAGGUAAGGGAAACGGUAGUAGCGCGAAGAGACGCAAGAAGGCUUGAUAUUGUUAAUAUACUCUACUAACGGGGUUGUGCGUCGGCAAAUAAGAAAGGGAAACGACACUCAAGAAGCAAAAAACGUGAAAAAUGCAGCAAGCUGGUGGAGUUACGAAUUCAAACCGCUAUCAAUUUCCUUUGUUCCGUUCUCGUCAUCCACUCGGAGCGAAUAAACGAGGCAUCACCGGGUCAAAAAGGUACAAAUCGAGUCCCGUUUAAUUAUUCACCCCUCCAUCGUCUGGUCAAGCAAUUCGGUCCUAAUGCAACAAGAUCAACUGAUCAUAUAUAUCGGUUGGUCCCAAUUACGACAACGCGAGCGACUGACCAACAUUUCUUACGAAUACACAAAGCUUACGACAUGUUGCCUUUUCGAUAAGAGUGGUAUUUCUCGCAACCCCGCUGUCUUGGCAUCAAAACCCUUUGGCCUUUAAAAGUGUCCCGGUCUUUCAUUUUAUA